Messenger RNA from Octopus bimaculoides (California two-spot octopus), 1322 nucleotides. RefSeq lists its product as uncharacterized. Lineage: Eukaryota; Metazoa; Mollusca; Cephalopoda; Octopoda; Octopodidae. The record is from RefSeq and is a predicted model, not a curated record.
CGAAUGACACACAAGUGAAAAGGAGUCUCAAAACACACAAUAAUUAAAGACAACCAAAACGUUAAUUUUUUUUUAAUGUUUAAAGCUUCACGUAUCGUAGUGAACUGUAAAAUAACAAUCUACACGUCAUUUUAGACAAUUUUGAAAGGGUUCACCCUAAAUUGUUUUUUUAAUAAUUACGAAAAUAAUGUUUUCAGAGAAGUUGUUUGUAAUGACAAUAUAACAAUGGCUGCUAAAGGUAAAAAACUUUCUUUGAAACAAAAGGAAAAAACUAAUGAUGGAAUCGAGAAAGUAGUGAUUCAUGAAAAUGCUUAUAUUUUUCCUAAUGGAGACAGAUACGAAGGUCAAUAUGUGUAUAGUCAAGAUGGAAAUGUACAGAGAUCUGGCUUUGGAAAACAUAUUUUAGCUGAUGGCACACUUUAUGAGGGCAUGUGGAAAGAUGAUGCAAUGAAUGGCACCGGACUACUUAGACAUUCUUCAGGAGAUGUCUAUGAGGGAGAGUUUCUCAAUAAUCAAUUCCACGGAGAAGGGACAUACACAUGGGCAAAUGGAUCCUAUGUUAAAGGAAAUUUUGUGAAAAAUAAAAUGGAAGGUAAAGGAGAAUUUUGUGAUACGAUGAAGCAAAUAUGGGAUGGAGAUUUUCACAAGCAAACAGCUACAGGUUUACAGUUUAGACUAAACACGAAUUAGAAAAGUCCAAGCAAAUAAAUGCCAGAAACGAAAACAUUGAGAAACAAUUAUUUAAUAAUUCUAUGCUUACAUUUUUAUUGUUCGUUAAGCUUUGAAAUUUAUUCAGCAUUUGUUUUUGAGCAUGUUUCAGCAUUUAUGAAACGUUUUCUAGUGCAUUUUCUGAUUUUCAUUUCUCUUGUUUUUGUUUUACCAUUGUAAAACAGAAAGAAAGAUUUUGAAGCUGGUAUACUUGAAUAAAUGUUUUAAAAUGUGAAAACAACUUAAAAUUCGCUUUAAAACUCAGUUGCCUGUUCAACCCCAGCAACCAAUUUUCUGAUAUAUGCGCGCGUGUUUGUUUGCGUGUGUGUUUGUAUGUAUUUAUGUAUGUCAUGGAGAUAGCUGGAUAGAUAGUUAUAUAAGUGCAAUAUACGAAACUCAGUUCUUCAGUCGUUUAUAUAACUUUAUAACCGAAUAGUACUUGUACACACACACACACACACACACACAUAGGAUCUAAAGAUCGAGGUGUAGAAAGAAAGUUAGCUUCAAGCAAUCCGUAGUAAAUAUAAAAAAACAACUUUUAAGGACAAUAGUAGUUUAUUGAGACGGAAGGUUGUGGAUUUUUUCGUAUCAAAGUACGAUAAACUGAAAAA